UGUUUGUGUAAGAGUUCUUUAAUGUCAUCGAGGUUGUGGAUAAGACCUCUAAUGUUCCAGUGUAUUAUUUGUGUAGCCAUAUUGUUCGUGUUUUUAUGCUGUGUGUCAAGAGGAGUCAGGUUAGAGAAAUGACUUACGGAGCCUUUUCAGGCCCCGUGAUUAUGGUACGGGUUUUGUCCUUCUUGGAGCGGUCGCGAGACUCGCGCUGCUCCCGAGGCGCUAGAUGCGCCUUCUGGCUCGGGGUUGUGUCCAUCGACUCCUGGGAGCCGCUGGACUUCCGCUCACUAGAGCGGGGUGUUUUCAGGGUAGGCCUUGCCUCGAAAAGCAGGGCCUUGGAGGCCACCAACCCAGAGGUCGAUGGGCGCUCCUUCGGGGACGGCGCAGCAGCGCUGGCUGCUGACGCCAGGGGGGCUGGUGGCACGGCCGCAACCACGCUCGUUGUGGUCUGGGCCGGAGCCGGAGUCUGCUGCGACGCUGCCCCCUUGCGCGCCGCACCAGCAUACCCUGAGGUUCGAGAGUAUGCUGCGUGUCCACCGUCACAGUUGGGACAGUGGGGUGUGCCAUUACAGUUGUUGGAUUCGUGUUCGUGUUCGCCACACUUUGCACAGGUUAGUCGGCCACGGCAGCUUUGCGAACCAUGGCCAUAUCUCUGACACUUGAAGCAUCUUCGGGGGUUUGGGAUGUAAGGCCUGACUCGAAGUUUGGUAUAUCCUGUUUCUAAGGUUUCUGGCAAAACGGUGGACGCAAAGGUGAGGAUGAGAUGUUUAGUUGGGAUAUCUUGGUUGUCUCGCUUGAUCUUUAUUCUUUGCACCUGAAUCACAUUGUGUUCUUUCCAGCCCUCCAGGAGCUCUUCCUCGCUUAGGCUCAAUAGAUCUUCAUCAGAUAUGACUCCUUUAGAUGUGUUCAGUGAUCGGUGGGGGGUAACAGUGAUUUUCACAUUACGGAACGCUGAGAGACUGGAGAGUUUUCCAUGCUGUACAGUGUCGCGGACCUCGAGAAGAAGGUCGCCACUGCUCAGUUUCGUCACUUUGUAGCCAGCACCUAGUGUUUCGGUAAGGCAUUUAGCUACGAUGAAAGGUGAGAUAGUUCUGACUGUCUUUUCAGGAUCUUGACUGUGUAUUACAUGGUAGCGGGGGAAAGUUUCUUUGCGCUGGCUGAAUAGUUGGAAAGUUUCUUCGGUGCGCCCUCUUUUUGAAAGAGGACGAUCGGAAAGGGGGGGGGGGAAUGACGUGUUAGCCAUGCAGAAUUCAUUUAUUUCGGCAGCUACGCCAGCCGCCCACCACCGAGCCCAACAAGGGGACGCCACGAGUCCGGGAGGAAACGCAGACGCCAGCUGUACGUAGCCACUAUAACCUAAUA
Molecule: messenger RNA, 1359 nt
Organism: Dermacentor andersoni
Lineage: Eukaryota; Metazoa; Arthropoda; Arachnida; Ixodida; Ixodidae
Source: RefSeq, a predicted model, not a curated record